Alternaria ethzedia is the source of this 3174-nucleotide messenger RNA. RefSeq lists its product as uncharacterized. Gene Ontology annotation, biological process: ceramide biosynthetic process. The transcript is spliced from 5 exons. Bases 1 to 3174 code for a protein of 1057 amino acids. The record is from RefSeq and is a predicted model, not a curated record. Lineage: Eukaryota; Fungi; Ascomycota; Dothideomycetes; Pleosporales; Pleosporaceae. Gene Ontology annotation, cellular component: membrane. Gene Ontology annotation, molecular function: sphingosine N-acyltransferase activity.
AUGGCCGGCGAGUCCCAGGCAGCCGAGCCCAAGUCUCCACCACGCAUCACCAUCCGCAACCUCACGCUCAGCUUAUCUCCCCCAAAGUCGCGCGGACGGACCAUUGACGAUGAAGCUAUACCGAGCACGCUCAAGUCGCCCACCAAGGCGCUGGCGAUGAGAGAGAGCAGGGGCCUGGCGCAUUCGCGAUCUUCGAGUGACCUCACCUCUCCCGAGGACACGCGGCGCAGCAAUGGCGGCUUGCGCGAACCUGCCCCGAACACGGCGACCAGACCCGGAUAUGGAAGGGGACUGCGACGGCGCUCGACUAUGGAGUGGACCAAUGCGACCCCCCUGUUCCGCCAAAAGAAGCUGGAAGACAUUACCGCAGGGCGCAUGGCGGAUACCUUCUUCAGCCUGCAUGUGGAGGACCAGGACGACCCGGUUUACAUUUCCGAAGUCGCGGAGAAGGCUAUGAAUCCGAAUUUCAAGUUCUUCGAUCUUGGACCCUGUGGUCCUGGUGUCACGCGACUCGACAAGCUUACUGUGAGGGUGUGGGCGAAGAGCGAGACGAUGCAGGAUUGGCAGUUUCUCAUGGACUACACAGUACAGUUCAGGUCACUGCAGUUCAUUGGCAGGACCCUUGGAAGCUUCAGACACCCACUCCCACAGAACUGCAUACUCUUCCACAUGACGGACGGAAUCUACACCAGCUUCACGGAUCUGCCGGUAGAGGAGCGAAUGCGCCCUGAACUUCUCGCACCGCCGAAGAACAACCCAGACGGGAAGGCACUGACUUCUUCGUCAUACGAUGCGCUGAUGCGACUUUCAACUCUAGACGACUGCAUCCAGGAUGCGCUAACUACGCGAGACCGGAUCGCCGACGAGAUUGAGGGCAUACUUGCGGCGAACAAAGAGGAUAUCUGCACGGUCGAGGCAGUCCCCGAGACGGAGGAAAGUCUGCGCACAGUCCAGGCUGCGGUGACUGCUGAGAAGCGGCGAGUGGUGGCGGCGCGAAGGAAACGGGACGAGCUUCAAGCCAACAUCAAAUAUCGACGAGAGAAGAUACAGGCCGGACGAGAAUUGCAAACGCAAGCCGAGUCGGCGCUAACUGGAGAGAGGGCAAAGUGCACUGAGAGUAAGGAACUUAUAGAGAAAGCUGCCGAGGACAUUACCGGCCAACGGCGAAGGGUGUGCGAAGACCUCCUCAGGAUCUUCCCUAUCGAGCCUGUUCAGGGCAAAGCGCUCGCAUUCACGAUACGCGGCCUUCUCUUACCCAACUCCAACUUCGACGAAGUAAAUCCAGACGUUACUUCAGCAGCGUUAGGUUACGUCGCUCAAGUCGUCAAUUUGCUGUCGCCCUAUCUCUCCGUCAUACUACCAUAUCCAAUAUCGCCCCACGGCUCGACAUCGACCAUUGACGACCCACUCGCCGUUACGCAGGCCAACCAGAAUCCCCAGCGCACUUACCCUCUCUACAUGAAGAAUGUUGUCAGGUAUCGCUUCGAGUACGGCGUCUUCCUCCUCAACAAGAACAUCGAAAUACUUUCCAACUCCCUCGGCCUGCGCCCCGUCGACAUCCGCCACACAUUACCAAAUCUGAAGUACCUACUUUACGUUGCCACUGCCGGGAAAGGCGAGCUUCCGGCGCGGAAGGCGGGUGGUAUCAAAGGCUUGUUACGUCAGGAUGGUGUACUCUCCAGAAAAGGAAGCAUGGACAGUACAGUGACAGCGAGCAGCGUCGGUACACCCACAACUGAAUUGAAGAAGAAUCUUGAGAUUGCGGGGAAGAGAUUGGAGAUAAAAGCAAAUGCAACGCACGGCGCAGCCAGGCGGAGAAGAAAGUCUAGUGCGCUGGGUUCCGAUGUACCUGGCGAUGUCGACGUCCCAGCGUUGGCUACACACCGCACGAGCACCCCGCCGCUGAACAGCCCGACGAGCAUGGACUCGAAACCAGAGAAGUCCGCCCGCCGCUCCAAACGACGAACAACACGCCGCUACCUCUCCAAAUUCAAGCGCCAAUGCAUCCGCCAUACCUGGCUGCUGCCGCUCAUCCUCGGCCUCACAAUCGUUGCCCUCUACCUCGUCUACCCCUACGAAUCAAACCCGCUGUCCGCCUGCCUCUUCCUGUCCUACCCGCUCGCACGCGACGACCCGCUCAUCCCCGCCCACGUCCGCGCGGAUCCCAAUGGCCCAGUUCACUACGGCAAGGGCGGGCGCGACUUUGCUUUCGUCGGCUUCUACAUCAUCGUGCUGAGCUUUACCCGCGAGUUCUGCAUGCAGCGACUCAUUCGCCCGAUUGCGGUAAAGCUUGGGAUCAAGAACAGGGAUAAACAGAGCAGGUUCAUGGAGCAGGCGUACACGGCGCUGUACUUUGCGCUGUACGGACCGUUUGGCAUCUGGAUCAUGAGUCGCACGCCGGUGUGGUACUUCAAUCCUAUUGGGAUGUAUGAGGGUUUCCCGCAUCGCACGCACGAGGCCGUUGUCAAGGCGUACUAUCUCCUUCAAGCGAGUUACUGGGCGCAGCAGGCGAUUGUGCUGUUGCUCAUGCUGGAGAAGCCGCGGAAGGACUUUAAGGAGCUGGUUGCGCAUCAUGUUAUUACUGUCAGCUUGAUCUGGUUGAGCUACCGGUUUCAUUUUACGUACAUGGGGAUUGCGGUGUACAUCACGCAUGAUGUGUCGGAUUUCUUCUUGGCUACGUCCAAAUGCCUAAACUACAUCGACUCCCCCAUCGUCGGCCCCUACUUCUUCGUCUUCAUGGUCAUCUGGGGCUACACGCGCCACUACAUCAACCUCAAGAUCAUCUACUCCAUCCUCACCACGUUCAAAACCGUCGGUCCGUUUGAGCUGAACUGGGAAACGCAACAAUACAAGUGCUGGAUCUCGCAAUACAUCACCUUCGCCCUCCUCGCGUCGCUGCAGGCCGUCAACCUCUUCUGGUGGUUCUUCAUCUGCAGGAUCGCAUACCGAUUUGUCGUGUACAAGGACGCGGAUGAUGACCGUAGCGAGUAUGCGCCGACGGAUGAGGAGACGGAGGAGAAGGAGAAGUUGAUCAAGGAGGAUGUGGAGGUUGAGAAGGAUCUGGACAGGAUCGAGGAGGCGCCGAGUACGCCGGCAAGUGGUGUGGGAUUGCAAGCGAGUGGAAGUGACAGUAUUGGGUCGAGGGUUAAGCAACGGAAGGGCGGGAAGUCAUGA